UGUAAGCAUUUAACGACAUUAGGACUACAAUCCCCAUACGCAAUGCUGGAGCAAACUGGAUAUGCACUGAACGAUAAUGGAAUGGAGUCAUGAGGUUUUGUUUCACUAUCUCGUCCCUGCGGUGGAAUUAACAUUUAUAAAAAAGAUACAGAUAGGCCUAUAGGGCAUAUCCGUGUUCCAGAAAUGCCUACAAAGAGGGUGACAGAUGGCCCCACCUGAGUGACCCAUGCGAAGUACUUGCACAAUCGGCACACCUCUUCCUAACAGUCUAGAUAUAACAGUGCGGGAGAGAUGGAGAAGGAGGACUGGGAGAAGAUAGAGGAGAAAAGGCUUGAGAUAGUGCGGGACUUAGAUGCCACAGAGUUGGUAGAGUAUCUGAUACAGGAUGGGAUAUUCCACCUGGGUGACAAGGAGCGAGUCUGUCACGAGGUUACGUCCCUGGAUAAGGCCACCAAACUGAUGAAGAUACUGAAGUGCAAGCACGGGAGUUACAAAUCGUUUUACAGGGGGCUGAGAAAAGUUCAGAGCUUCAUAGCAGACAUGUUGAGACCCCCAGCAGACAUAACACCAGCUAACAACCCGGUUGCCCACAUUAAGAGUUUUGUACGAGGAAUUUAGCGGAGGACAGGUACCUUUCAGUGAAAUCCAGGAAGAACUACACAAUUACACGGAGGAAAGCUGGAAUGUCACUAGAACACAACAGUUGAUAGAGCAGGUAUUUGAACUGGCGGAAUUCAACGUUAAAGGAAAGAA
Molecule: messenger RNA, 753 nt
Organism: Liolophura sinensis
Lineage: Eukaryota; Metazoa; Mollusca; Polyplacophora; Chitonida; Chitonidae
Exons: 3
Coding region: 292-618 (108 amino acids)
Biological process (GO): regulation of apoptotic process
Source: RefSeq, a predicted model, not a curated record